Sciurus carolinensis (gray squirrel) is the source of this 2574-nucleotide messenger RNA. It is a transcript of the gene Znf10, whose product is annotated as zinc finger protein 10. The coding region runs from base 186 to 1889 and encodes 567 amino acids. NCBI's taxonomy places the organism in Eukaryota, Metazoa, Chordata, Mammalia, Rodentia, Sciuridae. The record is from RefSeq and is a predicted model, not a curated record. Gene Ontology annotation, biological process: regulation of DNA-templated transcription. The transcript is spliced from 5 exons.
ACAACAAGUGCUGCGAGAAUUUACAGCUGUAGGACCCCAUUACCACCAACGUUGAAGAACAUCUUCAGGGAGAACGGAGGUGAGAUCAAAUGGAGAUCUGGACCUGUACCAAGGAGUGCAGACCCUGCAGUGGUAAAUAGGACUCCCCUGUUGCUCAGAAAAGUGUUGCUAAGAACAAGGAGGGCAUGGAGGCUGCGUUGCUGCCUGCCUGGUCCCAGACACUGGUGACCUUCAAGGACGUGCUUGUGGACUUCACGAGGGAGGAGUGGCAGCUGCUAGACGCAGCUCAGCAGGUCAUGUACAAAGACGUGACACUGGAGAACUACAGGAACCUGGCGUCCCUGGGGCACCACCUUCCUAAACCAGAGGUGAUUCUGCAGUUGGAGAAAGGGGAAGAGCCCUGGCUGGUGGAGAGGGCAGCUCACCAAGAGGCGCACCCAGAUUUGGAGACUACAGUUGAAAUUAAGUCGCCAGUUUCCAGUAAGAGUAUUUCUAAAGAUAAAAAAUCCUUUGGCAUUAAAGUGGAAGGAAUGGCAAGGAAUGAUCUCUGGUAUCUGUCACUAGAAGAUGUGUGGAAACGUGAAGACCAAUUGGGCAAAUAUCAGGAGAACCAAGAGAGACAUUUGAGGCAAGUGGCCUUCACCCCAAAGAAAGCCUUUUCUCCAGGCAGGGUCUGUGAGAGUGGUAAGUACGAGGGCAGCUGCCUCCUUCCUGCUCAGCUGGUGCUGAGAGAGUAUUUCCACAAACGGGGCUCAGAUGCCAGAAGCGCGAAACAUGACUUGGCAUUUAGGGGGCAUCAGGAGCACUGCACAGGUGGCAGUGGCCAGUGUGGCCAGGCUUUCUGCAAAAACAUCCAUCUGAUUGAGUUUGCGAGAACUCACCCGGGGGGCGAACCCUGCAAGUGUCCUGCUGGCAGCAAUCCUCUGGCUCCUGGGGCGUCCCUCCGCAUGUCUCCAGGCUCACGCAGGGAGAAGCCCUAUGAGUGUAAGGAGUGUGGGAAAUUCUUCAGCUGGCGCUCCAACCUGACCAGGCACCAGCUCAUUCACACUGGAGAGAAGCCCUUUGAAUGUAAGGAGUGUGGAAAGUCCUUCAGUCGGAGUUCCCACCUUAUUGGGCAUCAGAAGACUCACACUGGGGAGGAGCCCUAUGAGUGUAAAGAGUGUGGUAAGUCCUUCAGCUGGUUCUCCCACCUGGUCACCCACCAGAGGACACACACUGGGGACAAACUGUACACAUGUGGUCAGUGUGGGAAGUCCUUUGUCCACAGCUCCAGGCUCAUUCGACACCAGAGGACGCACACAGGAGAGAAGCCCUAUGAGUGCCCUGAAUGUGGGAAGGCCUUCCGACAGAGCACGCACCUCAUCCUGCACCAGAGGACUCAUGUCCGAGUGCGGCCCUACGAGUGCAGUGAGUGCGGCAAGUCCUACAGCCAGAGGUCCCACCUGGUGGUGCACCACCGGAUCCACACUGGACUCAAGCCUUUCGAGUGCAAGGACUGUGGGAAGUGUUUUGGUCGCAGCUCACACCUCUUCUCACAUCAGAGGACACACACUGGAGAGAAGCCUUAUGAGUGUCACGACUGUGGAAAGUCCUUCAGCCAGAGCUCUGCCCUCAUUGUGCACCAGAGGAUCCACACUGGGGAGAAGCCCUACGAGUGCCGGUGUGGGAAGGCCUUCAUCCGCAAGAACGACCUCAUGAAGCACCAGAAGACCCAUGCUGGAGAGGGGGCCUACAGGUGUCAGCGGUGCGGCCUCACUCUCGGCCAGCACUCUCCGUUUGUCGUCCAUCAGAUAGCACAUACCGGGGAGCAGUUCUUCACCUGCCGUCGCUGUGGGACUGCGCUCGCGGGCAGCUCUACCCUUACUCGCAUUCCAGACAAGGCAUACUAGAGGAGCAUGUGCUGACGUGAUGACGGUAGGCAUCCUUCUCCAAGAGCAGGGACGGCAUUUUGCUUUGGAGAACACCUGGAGAGAAGCUGUACAAAUGAAUAUGUGCAGAGCGGGUACAGUGGCCAGGCCCGUGAUCCUGGCUACUCUGGAUGCUGAGGCAAAAGGAUUGCAAGUUCAAGACCAGCCUCAGCAACAGCAUGACCCUUUCUCAAAAUAAAAAAUAACUAAAAAGGGAUGGGGUUGCAGCUCAGUGGUAGAGCACCUUUAGGUUCAAUACCUGGUACCACCAAAAAAAAAAAAAUUGGUCCUGGAGUAGGAAAACGUCCACCAAUUUCAUUUCAGUACACAAGUCGACUUUUCUGGAGCAUUGUCGACCAAACCCUAAGUGCUGGCCUAGGAGGAGCUGUGAGGGGAGUUGUUGGGGAUGAUCCAGCUUCAUCACUGUCUUCAGAAAGAGAAGAGAUGAGCGGGGCUGUGUAGGGAGGGUCUUUCUAGAAGGAGAGCCGCCAUGCUGCUGCACUGAGCUGGAAGGAUGCACUCCUGUGCGCCAGGGUGCUGCUCACCACGUGCUGUCUCUGGACCCUCAGUGGUGCUCCCUAAGGUUGGUGUCUUGGCUGGGCCACAUUUUGGUUAGCAGCCAGGAAAAUGCCUCUCAUGUCAAACAAUAAAGAACACAUUUACACUA